This is a messenger RNA of Moneuplotes crassus, 1521 nucleotides long. The record is from the annotation of a GenBank genome assembly. Lineage: Eukaryota; Ciliophora; Spirotrichea; Euplotida; Euplotidae.
AUUAGCAAAUGGCUCAUCUUGUACCACACAGUAGAGGUGGAGGAGGUCUAACCAACACUGUACCUGUGGUAAUCCCAUCAAAUUUCAAUGUCCCAGAAAUAGACUCAGACGAAGAACCUCAAGAAGCUGAAAAGGGACCUCCAAAGUUAGUCGGAGACGCAAGAGUUGUUAACAGAGCCUUUUCAAGACUCAGAAUUGCCCAAGCUUGUAAUGCUUACCUUGGCAUAGUAGGCCUUGGCAUCUGAAUUGUUGAGAGAGAAAUCCGGUUUGAGUACGGCUACAAAGACAAUAAAAAUCUCAGGAUUGCUCUCCUGACAGUAAACUUGAUUACAACUCUGUUAUUGUGUCUCUCUUUAUUAUUCUCGUACAAAAUGGAAUUCAGCUGGAUGAAAGCAAGAGGGUUCGUCUCGAACAUAGAUGGCUUAUUCAAUACUGGGAUGUACAAGACCUUAAUUGCUGAAUGAUUUAUCUGACUUAUCUCUCCGCUACCAUUUCUUUAUGACGAAACAUUCAAAGAGAACAACACAAAUUACAGCUACAAAAUAAAUCACUGGUAUAACGAUAUUUUACUCGCCUGGAGCUUUAUAAGAAUUUAUCUAAUAUCGAGAUGAUUUCUUACCAAUUGAUUCUAUAUGUCAACCAGAGCUCAAAGGGUUUGCCAGAUGAAUGGAUGUUAUGCAAGCUUUGGCUUCUCCAUUAAAUGCUUAAUGAAAAAUCAACCAUACCUUGUUCUGCUGACAAAUUUAGUAAUCAGCACCUUCUACUUCGGCUAUCUGAUAAGAAUGUUUGAUCAGGACUUGUCAACAACUUCAGAGCAAAAUUUUAACCAGAUCACUAACCCUGUAUGGAUGGCAAUCGUUACGAUGACCACUGUCGGAUACGGUGACUUUUUCCCAAAGAGUAUUCCAAGUAGAAUACUUGGAAUUAUCUGCGCCUUCUAUGGUGUAUAUCUUGUCUCUUUGUUUUUGAUCACCCUUGAUAACCUACUCAAACUCGACCAAUCAGAGACAAGAUCCUAUGAGCUCAUCAGUAGGCUAGAAAACAAAGAAGCCCUCAAACUUGAGGCUGUUAAUGUAAUUACAACUGGGUUUAGACAUAAAAGAGCCAAAAGAAAAGCAGAAGAAGCAGGGAGUCCUAAUUCAAGCUAUGUUUCCAAGAAGCUAAAACUCUUCAGAAAAUACCUUCUGAGAUUCAGCCAGAUAGCGAAAGCUCUCAGAGGAAAUUAUGGGACAGAAACCCCUGAGGAUAGAGUCAGAAGAGAGCUGGAAGAUCUUAGAAGCUCCAUCUCCUCCUUUGAAGCUUGUGUUAAAGUACUUGGUAAGCACCUUGAAGUUGAAAUGCCGGAGAGAAAACCAACCGAUGUUGGCAUUUAUCACAAAGGAUCAACUGACGAUGUCACUAAUGAUCUUAAGAAAGAGUCUUAAUUCAUUUUCAAAGACAAGCUACUCUCUUAUCUAGAUCUAUUCCUGGUAGUAACAGUAGCUCAAUUCAGGAUAAUUAAGUAAUUGAUACCAAAAAGUC